AUGAUGAAAGCGAAGAAAUCAGAAAGAUUAGUUUUUCCGAAAGAAAUCGUAUACAAUCCGAAAGUUAAAACCGGAAACUGGUUCGAGGAACAAUUCCAUUAUGAUAAGAACAAAUACGACCACAACAGCGAAUACUGCAGGGAAUUCCAAGAGAAACCGAUGAGCAGCGUUCCUCGAAACGAAAGAUGGGACAUUUUAUUCAAACAUGAGGGCUAUUUGAACGUGUGCCCACCAAAAUACGAUGACAACUCACCGAACUACUUCGAUAAUUUCGCUUCUUCUUACGCGCUAUCCUACAGCCAUUUUCCGAAGAUAGCGCCCGUCAUUAACGAGGCGGAUGUGCCGAAGGUGAGGAGACUGGGAAAAGCCCGGCCCGUGCUGGAAAUGAUAGACAGUUAUGGUAAUGUAAAUGAUUACGGUCUUAAAGAUAUAGUAAGGAGACAUGUGGCUUAUGAAGAAAAGGCCAGCAAGAGAUCGACCUCUUUGAGCACGACUGAAGUCGACUUUGUGAAACCUAUAGAGGAUGGUUAUGUAUUCUGCAGAAGGCCUAGGUUUAGAGCGAUAAAGAAGAAAACCGCGGAUGUCUAUCCGCCUCUGACGCCCAAUCAUCCCAGGUUUUCCGAUUAUGAUAUCAUCACGUGGAAACGUAUAGACAGGGAAAAAUUGGCGCAACCGCCUAAUGUCGAGCUAGAUUGCUGA
Molecule: messenger RNA, 699 nt
Organism: Phyllotreta striolata
Lineage: Eukaryota; Metazoa; Arthropoda; Insecta; Coleoptera; Chrysomelidae
Source: the annotation of a GenBank genome assembly